ACUUCAUGCUCGUUCCUACUUUCAACAUAAUGCAGAUGAAUUUGAAUUAAAAGAAUUAGAUUUUCAACUUCAGGAUGCUAUUCGGAAGAUGAAGAGGCUUGACAAGAUAUUGGUGAAGAGACAAUACAGAGAAAAAGAAAUUAAGAAGCAAGGUCUAGAAAUGAGAAUAAAGCUGUGGGAGGAACUUAAGUCUGCAAAAAAUGGUGAAGUUUUGCAAAGUAAUGAGGAGAUGGAAAAUACAAAAAAGUUUCUAGCUUUGACUGCUGCAUCAGAAGAAACUGUUGAUCCUUCUUGUAACAAGCAUGAAGAUACCUUUUUCUCGGUGUUUCACACUCAAGUUCCACCAGAAAACUAUGAAAAUCAUAUACAGAAUGUCAAACAAGAUUUUACCUAUGAUGUGGAAAGAAAUGAGUCAAUGAUCAAAGAAGAAAAUAAACCUUUCUCAAAUACAGAAAAGAUUGAGCUCAGGGGUAAACACAGCCAGGAUUUUAUUAAGCGAAACAUUGAGUUGGCCAAGAAUUCGGGAAAACCAGUGGUGAUGAUUGACAGAGAAAAGGAAAAGCUGGUUGAACUUUUGAAGGACUUAGACGAUAGUGAUUCAGGGCUGUCCAGUUCUGAGGGAGGUCAGUAUGGCUGGCUGGUCCCGGGAGAAGGAUACACGCUUGCAGUCACCCAGCAUCAGCAGCUUGCUGAAAUUGAUACAAAACUCCAAGAACUUUCUGCCAUCUACCCAACAAUUUUCAGCUCUUCUCCAAGACCAGAACAUCAGAAUGAUAAGAAACCUGACCUUAAUGGUGAUGAUAGAAAUACAGAAGUAACUCCAGGAGAAAAGGUUCUUCAAAACGCCAAAGAACAACGGGAUCAGCAGAAUCGGUUGAGAGAGAUAGAUGAAAAACUAAGAAAGAUGAAGGAAAAUGUGGUGAUGGCAGGCCAAGAAACACAUUUUGAAACAAGUGGAACGUAA
This is a messenger RNA of Capra hircus (goat), 964 nucleotides long. Its product is annotated as fibrous sheath-interacting protein 1. The transcript has 9 exons. The coding region runs from base 89 to 964 and encodes 291 amino acids. NCBI's taxonomy places the organism in Eukaryota, Metazoa, Chordata, Mammalia, Artiodactyla, Bovidae. The record is from RefSeq and is a predicted model, not a curated record.